CUCGAAACUAAAAUUCACCCCCUAACGGUGCAAAAGGCACCCUUCGUAGCUUCGGUGCAAAGGCGCCCUCGUAGCCGUAGCGCGUAGCGUCCUUGCGAGGCGCGUGCGUGCGUCAGUCGGCCGCAGCCGCGCGACGCCGCACCACGCCCGGCAUGCUACGCGCCCGGCGCUGCCAACCUCACAGAAUCACCACACAACACCGCGCGCCCCUGUGCCGACGGCGGCAUGUUGGGCGCGCGGCUGAAGUCCUGGAUGGAAGCGCAGCUGGGGCGCGCCAAGAAGCGCAAGCAGAAACAGCGGCUCCCCGCCACCACCGGCCCGCUGCCGCCGCCCCACCUCUCCUCCCCCGAGAGCGCCUACAGCACCGGGUACUCCACCGAUGGCACGUCGCCCGGCGCGCCGCCCGCUACGCUCGCCGCUCCGCUUGUCGCUCCGCCGCCGCCGCCUGCACCGCCGACUACACACCUUUACCAUGAGCCAGCUAAGCGUCGAUCGAGCGUGGGAGUCCGUCGGCCGGUGCCCGAGCCGCCCGUGGUGUGCAUGACCCCGUCGCCCCGGCCUCGCUGUCGGAUCCGCACCAACCCCUGGCUGGGGGCCACGUCUCCCAACCCCCGGCGGCGACCCCCACACCUUCUACAUCAGCAGUCGCUCCAGUGCCCGCAGCAGGCGCCUCAGUUACACCACGCGCCGUACUCUUUGGACUCCCAUCCUGCUAAGUUUAGCAACAGGUCACCGCACCUGUCGCCCCACUUGUCACCACAGCCUCGCUCUCCGUACUACCGCGAGGGAGCGAGCAGCGACGAGGAGUGCAGGGGCAUGCGCACGAGGGGGAGAGAGACGGCUAUACUGUCGGAUGCCGAUAUAGAUUCUGACGGGGAUACAGGGCUGGAUGGUGGGGAUGAGGACGAGCCUGAUGAGACUGCAUCGCCGGGACGAAGACGGGCGAGGAGAAGGCGGCCGCCUCGACGACCACCGCGAUCAGCUGGAGCAACACCACCACGAGCUCGACGCCGGCACGCUCCAUCAGCGCCGCCGGUCCGCGAGCGCGACCCGUUAUUGGAGGCCGACCGCGAGGCCGAACGCAAGUACCGCGAGCUCAUCCGCGAGGCCGAAAAGCUGCUAGUCACCGUGUCGCGGGCUCCGAUCGAGCCACCGCACAAUCCUAGAGUUCGUGAGCUUAGGGCUACGGAGGUGGAAGCCCCCCGCCGCAGCCCCGAGCGCACGCACCUGACCAACUUCAUGCGCGCCAACUCGCCCGAGCCGCGGCGCCAGCCCCUCACCCCCGCGCGCCGCUCCCCGCUCGCCGCGCCGCCCCCGCCCCCGCCGCCGCCCCCCCGGCCCCGCGCCGCGCCCGGCCCCGACCGACCUCACUCCGAGCCGCCGAAGAGGAAGGCCUACCAGAGGGAUGAGGUCCUCCAAACACUAGAAGGCCUGCGCAAGAGUCUCCAGCAACAAUCAGCCCUACUGGCUGUACAGCGCACCCGCCUCGACUCUCUAUAGCCUGCAACGGCUGUAUGUUAACGUUUCUUCCCGUCCCUGCCAAACCUAUUGUAGACCUCUGUGUAGCCAUGUAGCCAAAUAGGCCGUUUACUUGUAACAUUCAACUUUAAAAUAGGUUCUUUUAUGAAAGCGUGUUAAGUUUGAUGUCAAUUCAGUGGAAUACUUUUCAAAGAUGGAGUAAAGUUUAUAGCCACGGAUCAAGAAUGCUUUGUCUUCCCAGUGGGAGAUACUUAAGGUCAGGGCCGGAUUUCCACCUAUUAGGCUCACAAGGCCCAGGUCUAAGGGCCCAGGCAACCUAGCGAUGGUUUUGAGGUGGAGAAUCCUCCCCCGCUCCCCUAAAUUAACUCCCUUGAAUUCCUAGUGGAGAAAGUGCCUAGGAGCCUUAGGUCUCUCAAUCCGGGCCUGCUUAAGGUUUGAUCGCUGCCUAGGUACUCUUACAUCAUCAGGCCAGGCCAGGCCAGGGUGUGUUGGCACCGCCUGUGCAGCUUACUGGAUGAUGAUUAACUACCUGGGAGUAUCUUGUGAUAUACACUUUGGCACUUUUGUAACUAGAAUGAACACGAACCGUACAUUCCAUUGUAAAAGGGUAAGAUAUCUUGGAGAUAUCAUAACUAUGCACAAACGUUCCAACCCACAAGGAGAUCCUUGGAACGUUUGUGCAUAACUAAGUCCUCUUAAUUAUGAUUAUAGAAUCCUCAUAUUGCCAAAAAGACAAUGUAAACGGCCAGUAGUCUUCUAUAUUUGUUUUCUAGUCCCUCCUCGUUUUCUAGUGUAGAUCUUUAGGCUAGUAAGUGUUGUAGUCACUUUGUUAUCGUUUCGUAUAGGCGAGGCCAUUUAACUAUCUUCCAAUAAUAAUUGUAGCAUUUCUAUUAGGUAGCAUAGAUUAGAUGAAAUAGAUGGCGGUUUGUAGUAAAAACUAGAAGAGAUAUUUAAAAAUAAAAAAAACUUGCUAGUCAGCUACAGAAAAAAUACUUUACCUAGAGACUUUAGACCUUUGAAAGGCAAAUCACUUUGUUUAUUGACCGCUUUGAAUAAACU
Molecule: messenger RNA, 2538 nt
Organism: Cydia fagiglandana
Lineage: Eukaryota; Metazoa; Arthropoda; Insecta; Lepidoptera; Tortricidae
Product: serine/arginine repetitive matrix protein 1-like
Exons: 7
Coding region: 226-1500 (424 amino acids)
Source: RefSeq, a predicted model, not a curated record